AUGGGAUCAUCCAUGGCAAGAGGUGAUAUAGAAAAUUUAGCAACAGAUUUUUUUGGUCUAUUCGAAUCAUUUAAACAUGCACCUUUCUAUCAUAUAAUAAUUGAAGUUUCUCUUCUUUUGGCUGUUGUUUGGCUCUUAUUCUUUCGUAAACCACGUCCUAUAGAAAAAAAAUUAACAGAAAAAGAAAAACAAGAAUUAAUUGAUGAAUGGCAACCUGAACCAUUAGUUCCACCAGUUGAUUCUAAUCAUCCAGCUUUAAAUGUUCGAGUCUUAGAUGGUAUUGUCGGAAAGACUGUUGAAAUUGAUGGAAGAAAAAGUCUCAAUUUUGCUACAUUUAAUUUUCUUAAUUUUGUUGGAAAUCAACGUAUUGCUGAUAAAGCAAUACAAGCAGUACAAAAAUAUGGUGUUGGAUCAUGUGGCCCUCGUGGAUUUUACGGUACAAUUGAUAUUCAUUUGGAACUUGAAGAACGUUUAGCAAAAUUUUUCAGUUGUGAAGAAGGUAUUAUUUAUUCAUAUGGAUUUUCAACUAUUGCCAGUAUUAUUCCAGCCUAUUCCAAACGUAAUGAUAUAUUAUUUGUUGAUGAAGGUGUUCAUUAUGCGAUACAAAAGGGAGUUGAAGCAUCACGCAGUCAUGUGAAAUGGUUUCGUCAUAAUGAUAUAAAUGAUCUUGAACGUUUAUUAGCUGAACAAGACGUACUUGAUAAGAAAAAUCCUAAGAAAGCUCGUACAAUACGACGUUUUCUUAUUAUUGAAGGUUUAUAUGUGAAUUAUGGUGAUAUAUGUCCAUUACCACGUAUGGUUGAAUUAAAAUAUAAAUAUAAAUAUCGUAUAUUUAUUGAUGAAAGUGUUUCAUUUGGUACAAUUGGACAAACAGGUCGUGGUAUAACAGAAUAUUAUGAAUAUUCUAUUGGUUCAAUUGGUGGUUUUGCUGUUGGUAGUUCAUUUGUUGUUGAUCAUCAACGUUUAUCUGCUCAGGGUUAUUGUUUUUCAGCAUCUUUACCACCAUUACUUGCUGCAGCAGCUAUUGAAGCUUUAAAUAUUAUGGAAGAAGAUCAUACGUUAUUAUUUGAAACAAUUAUGGCUAAAAGUAAACGUUUACAUAAGAAAUUAUUAUCAAUUAAAGGUUAUAUUAUCAAUGGUGAUGAAAUAUCUGCAUUAAAACAUUUACGUUUAACAAAUUCAUUGAAUACUGUUGGACGUUUAGAAGAAAUUGUUCAAUUUGCUCAAUCACGUGAUAUAACAAUAACUGUAGCAAGAUAUUUAACAGAUGAACAUCAUUUACCGGAACCAUCUAUUCGUCUCAUUUUAAAUGUUGAAAUGACAGACGAAGAAUUAGAAUUUUUAUGUACGGUUUUACAAGAAGCACUUGUUAAAGUAACUGCUUAG
This is a messenger RNA of Adineta steineri, 1386 nucleotides long. NCBI's taxonomy places the organism in Eukaryota, Metazoa, Rotifera, Eurotatoria, Adinetida, Adinetidae. The record is from the annotation of a GenBank genome assembly.